GCAUAAGCGCUGAGCGCGACGCGAGUGUGUUACUCCGGAGAGUGAUCGAACUAACUAGUCCACAUUUUUUCUAUUUUUCUACUUUUAUAUCUAAUCGUACAGUUUGUUUAUUUGGUACUGCGUCGCGAGUAUCAUCUGGUUCCAAUCCUGGGUUUAACGUUUCUGAUUGUCGGGGCUACCAUACAUUCAACUCUAUGCUAAUAAAGAUUGGAUACUUACUGGCCAAGGAACAAAGAACUGAAAAGUAAAUAGGAGCACCAAUAAUUAAUACUUCACAGUACAAGACCAGAUCACGCGCUUUAGUUUCGAAAAGGACAGAAGGAAACCAAUCCAUAUAUAGAAAGGGCUGUUAUAAUUAUCGUGUUAAAAAAUCAAUGAGUGAUUAGAAUCUUCAAUUCCUAUUAUCGUACACUGUGAGGAUACUACCGAAGAAAAAACUAAAAAUGCAUAUAGAAGUGCAAGUAGCGUUGAAUUUCGUAAUAUCGUACCUGUACAACAAACUUCCCAGAAGACGGGUGAAUAUUUUUGGGGAGGAGUUGGAAAAAGCUUUAAAAGACAAAUUUCAGGGUCACUGGUAUCCAGAGAAACCUUUCAAGGGCUCAGCGUUUCGAUGCUUGAAAACUGGAGAUCCCAUUGACAAGGUGCUGGAAAGGGCAGCCAGAGAAAGCGGAGUUCCUAUCCAAGACAUUUUGGAAAACCUGCCACAAGAGUUGGCCGUAUGGGUUGAUCCUGGUGAGGUUAGCUACAGAAUUGGUGAGAAAGGAGCUGUGAAAAUUUUGUUCAGCGACAAAGUUGAUCCUCAAGAUGAUCAUUCUGCGGACAGGGAGGUGACGAAAACCUUCAAUCCGGAGGCUCAGUGCUUCAGACCGAUCGACUCUGUGAGUUGCAGCCUGAACAAUCUUAGUUUGUCCCCUAGCAAGUCGGUACCCCCCUUUAAUGGUGUGCCGAAUGCCAAUGCUGCUGUGGUCGGGCCGCAGAUUCCGGCUCAAAGCGUCCAGCAAAACGGAAAUCAAGCUAUCCCAGUCAAUCAGCAUCUAGCUUCGAAUUCUUCGGCGCCGUCCCCUACAUCCAUGGCCAACUCUUUCAAGGGUUCUCCAUCGCCAGUGCCGGCGUUCAUACCACGCACCACCACACCACUCACUUUCACCACAGCCACAUUUGCUCAGACUAAAUUUGGUAGCACCAAAUUGAAAACCAGUAGCAAACGAGCCAACAGAAUGUCUCCCACGGAAUUCUCCAACUACAUUAAGCAGCGCGCUAUGCAACAGCAAAUGCACCAACAACCACCGCAUCACUCUCCAGGAAGUCGAGCUCUGUCUCCUGAUCCAUCUGCUUAUUAUUUCCCUCCCCAGGGCCACUUCCCACCGCAAUUCCCACCCCGUUCAAUGUUUGAGUCUUCCAAUCAAUUUCUCAGCCCCGAGUUGUAUCCGGGAAAAAACAAUUUGAAUUUCCCAUUCGACAACUCCUCAUUCAGUCCAUUUUAUCCAAACAAUGGAGGCAUCAAUAUGACUCCAAGUGCAGCCAAUCCUGGCCAGAACAAGGACAUGCUAGAAAACAACUGGACUUACGCUACCACUGGUCAGUAUCAGCAUUUGUUGGUGGCCAACUGAGGGUCCUCAUAGGCAGAGGAUCUCAAAGAGCGGGGUAGAAAACCCUGUGGUGAUCCUAGCGAUUCUAUUGUCUCUUUCUUUCUUGGUGGGCUGGCGGACAGCAACAUUGCAGGGAAAAAUAUUGCAUAAUCUGCGGAACCUACAGUAUAGAUGGAAUGCACUGGUAAUAGUAGAUUUUUUCAACGUUGGUUGCUUCUCAUUAUAAUAAAAAUCUUCUCAGACAGCAUUGGAAAUCUAUUAUUGCCUACAUUUAUUCUGAAUCACAGAAUUGCUGGCAAUUCGAAUUUUAAUAUCGUUUAUGUUUAUCAAAUAUCCGAUUAGAAAUCACAUCAUUUUUAUGUAUCCUUAGUUGAACAGUUCCUACUUUUAUAUUUGCAUAUGAUAAAUUAACUUUUGUGUUCCAAAAUGAUGAAUUGUAAAUAUACGUAGUAUAAGUUUUUUAGAUGAAGUUCCAGUUCUCUUGGAACAGUGAUCUCUCUAAUAUUAAAAUAAUUUGUAAAUAUUGUAGCUUAUAUUAUUUAUAAAUGACAUAUAAAUAUUUUUGUAGCAAAAAUGUAGUAUUCUCACCAACAGUCAGUACCAACUGAGAGACAUAUAUUUUUCUUAAAAUUUCACUCAUGAAACUUUACACACUUAACUGUUUCGUAGCGUAAAUGUUUAAGCCCAACAUAAUCAAAAUAUUUCAAUAUAACGACUUUCUAAAGCAUCACAAACUUGCAAUACGUAUUUAAAUGUAGGUAGCUGUUGGGCAUUACCUUUUGAUUUAUAAAUGUAGGUUAUUUUUUAUACGAGAAGCAAACUGAAUCUAGAACAUCACGAAGCUUUUAUAUCUCGAGGAAAGACAGUAGAAUCGCGCCAAACGUUAGUAAUAAUACAUAACCUAUUACCCUUAUAAAAGAUGAGAUCCUAAGCUUGAUAAUUUUUAAAUUUUGAUAAAUCGUAGUAGAUAGAAUUUAUAGAUGUUUCUUACUUUAUAUAUGGUGUUUACAGUAUUCAAGUAGAUGUAGAGUGUUUCCUAAAUCUUUUUUAUAUUGUAUGUAUUUUUUAUUUUUGUAUGAGAAGCUCAAGCUAACGUCUAGUCCCAUAGAACUUCGUUAAUCUUCAUGUUAUUCAAUAAGUGAGUUGGCAUAUCACGUUAUCGUUACCAAACCUACUUAUGCCUAUUGAUAAUGUCUCUUCAUUUCUUUUACAUGAAGCAUGCUUGCACUUAGCUAAAAUAUUUCAACUGAUUUGUUUAGUUAAAAUGCUCACUCGAGGACAUACAUACAAUACAUUGUUUGAAGUUAUAUAAAUAAAGUUUGUUGAUGUGUGAGAAGAAGAGACAAAAUGUAGAUAAAGAAGCCAGGUUCAUGCAUUCCUAGAACAUAUGGAAGGAACAAAGACAAAAUCUGAAUUCUUGUCCAUAUCAACGCAAUAAAAUGAUCUGUUUUAAGAUUGUGAUAUUCUUUUUUAACUUUUUUAUAUGCAAAAUGUCGAUGUGUUAUGCGAUGAACAUGGCUUUUUAUACAAGGUCGCUUUACAAUAUAUAUUUGAUCUUUAGUUAUUGUAAAACGACUCUUACUCAGUAUUGCAUGUUAGUUACAACCCUCUGGGGUCUAGAUAUGCUUAUUUUCUGAAAUUAAGAGAUAUGCUAUUUUUUACUGCUUGCUUUUUUGUUACUUUUUCACUGAACGUUUAUUUUUUACUUGUAAUUGUUGACAUUAAUAUAAUAUAUAUUUUGUUA
Molecule: messenger RNA, 3333 nt
Organism: Dendroctonus ponderosae (mountain pine beetle)
Lineage: Eukaryota; Metazoa; Arthropoda; Insecta; Coleoptera; Curculionidae
Product: protein Tob1
Exons: 9
Coding region: 444-1610 (388 amino acids)
Biological process (GO): regulation of gene expression
Cellular component (GO): nucleus; cytoplasm
Molecular function (GO): transcription corepressor activity
Source: RefSeq, a predicted model, not a curated record